AUGAGCACGAGCUUUCUACAGCCCAAGAAUGCACUACAACGCGCUGACGAGCUUUGCUCUGUCGGCCAGGAGGUAGAAGCCUUUGAACUCCUGCAAAGGACCAUUUUGGAUAGAAAGUUUCGAUAUUUGCAAUGGGACGCAUCAUCGCAGCAGGACGUGGUGAUGCAGUUUGUGGAGUUGGCCGUGAAGUUGGAUCGCAUAAAGCAAUGUCGUGACGGGUUGGUGAACUACCGGAACCAUUGUCAGCAUGGUGUAUCAAUGCUGGGCCCCUUGGAGAAGGUGAUUCUCCAUUUCCGUGACUGUGCGGAGAAACGUGUGGCGACGAGCGAGGGUGAGUCGAGUGAGCAGGCUCUACGCGUAUGCGUGGAUGCUUACCGCACGAUCAUCGAUGUGAUUAAGAACACGCCCAAGUUGGCGCGCAUUUACCACUCCACAGUGCAUCGAGCACACGAGUGCUGUAAGAUGCACGGACUGCGGAACGAUUUCCGGCGGUUGGCGGACCUAGUGCGUUCGAACUAUGGCGCUAUAAUGAAGCUGAAGCCUCGGGGAGCGGACAACGAUGCGCAAUUGCUCGCUGACAUUGAAGACCUCAAGCGUCCUGAGAUACACAUCGAAACGAAGCUUUCACAGUUGCAAACGGCAGUCUCUCUGGAAUCUUGGAAGGAGGCCCAGCUGAGCAUCGAGGAGCUGUUCCAGCUUGGCAUCUUGGACUUGGCCACACUCCGGGGCAACAAGAAACAGGCAUUGACGCCCACUCAGAAGGCCAGUUUAUUGCUAUGCGUUUCUAACUAUUUCCAGUAUUCGUCAGAGUUCUUUCGACGUUCGGGAUUCGACGCAUUGCACGCACUUGCACUUACUCGCUGGCUAAUGCAGGUAAAGGUACAGAGCCGGAACAUAGGGCCGGAGAGUAUGCAGAUGCUGUCGUCUCUUGCCGUCAUUGCAACACUCGCAGUACCGAUUGAGCAAAAAAGGAACAACCCGCUUCUCCGGUCGCCGCGGGAUGAAGAAGAGAGGCGUCUUGCGGGUCUGGUGGGGCACGGGUAUGUCCCCACCCGUGCACAGCUAGUCCAACUCAUUGUUGAUAAGGCGAUUGUGCCGGCCGCGCACCCCAGUGUGCAGCAACUCUUUGACGAAAUCGAGCGGGGCGAAUGUAGGGCCCAAGAGGUUGCCGAAAUGUUCCACGAUAUCGAGAAUGACUUGGCGGCAUUCAAUGGCGACUGUGUCCUCGCCGCCCUCUCCGCCCCACGCAGGACAUCGGCGUUGCUAAAGUGUGUGCACACGUAUUUCCAAAACGUCCGUCGAAGUGUGUUACGGAAGGGCAUCAUGCAGGUGGCACUCAUCUACGAAUGUUUGUCACUGGAGCGUUUCAAGACACAAUUCUGUCCACCGAAUUUUAUGACUUGGCGUCAAGCGGAACGAGAGAUCGCGGCUGCCGAACGAGCGUGUGGAAUCGACAUCAAGUUCGACUUUGCGGGCAAGGUGAUUCGGUUGAAUUCGAAGCAGACCGCAGACGUGUACCUGGAAGCCAGACGCCGGACGGCGCAACUAAGUUGCCUGUUGUUAAAGACGAUUUUAGAAAACAAGGAAAUCGCGGAAGCAAAGGCACGCGAAGAAAAACUUGGCGAUAUCCGCCAGCGUGCGCAAGCAGAAGCGGCGGAGUGGAAGGGUCGCAUGGCGCUUGUGGAGAAGAAGCGUGAAGAGCUCGCCAACUUACAGCGUAUGCUCAGUGCUGGUCGCGCGGAUGCGGAUCGUGAACGGGAACAAAAGGCCGCGAAUGCGGAGGCUGCAAAAGCCCAGGCCGUUGCCGCAGAGCUUGAGGCGGGCCGGAAGCGACGAGAAGUGGAGGGUGCCAGGCUGCAAUGCGCCGCUAUUGCGAUCGAAAAGAUGAAAUUGAUUGUCAAGGCCAUUAAUGGUACACCCAACACCAUCAAGGUCAACGGCAUUACCCUUUCCGAUAUCACACCCGAAGUUCUUGUUACUCAAAAAAUCAGCAACAAACACUUCACCACAGCUGUUCAAAAUAUCAUAACGGCACAGAUGCAGCAGUCAAAGAAAAUCGCCAAACAGAAUUACAAGAAACACGACUACCUCGCUAGAGCCAUCCGCCUGGAAAGAGCCAAUCUUGCCAAAAAGGUCGAGCAAGAUCUUGAACUCCACGUGGCAGAAAUGAAGGAAGAGGCCGAAGCCGAAAGACAACGCAUCCUCAAUGUUUUCAAGGCACGUAAUGAAGCUAUCGCCAAACACAGAGAAGACAUUCUCGAAUGGCUGGAUUCCAGGUAG
Molecule: messenger RNA, 2280 nt
Organism: Gregarina niphandrodes
Lineage: Eukaryota; Apicomplexa; Conoidasida; Eugregarinorida; Gregarinidae
Product: putative eukaryotic translation initiation factor 3 subunit
Exons: 2
Coding region: 1-2280 (759 amino acids)
Biological process (GO): formation of cytoplasmic translation initiation complex; translation reinitiation
Cellular component (GO): multi-eIF complex; eukaryotic translation initiation factor 3 complex, eIF3e; eukaryotic translation initiation factor 3 complex, eIF3m
Molecular function (GO): translation initiation factor activity; mRNA binding
Source: RefSeq, a predicted model, not a curated record